AUGCAAAUGGCAGCGACGGCGCCUAUUUGUGGCUGGGCCGAUGCCAAAUUGAGACGAGCCGACAGUUUCCGUCUAUUCGCGCCCUGUUUGCUCGGCGUCCAUGCGAAAUUCGCUGACAGUCGAGCCUUUUUGACACUUCAAGAGACCGCCCCGCCGUUUCCAUUUGCAGCUUUCCUUUUCCCUUCAUGAUCCCCGGAUACAAAAAGUCUCUUUGAUUUUUGCCAUCUCGUAGAUGACCAACGUUCAGUGUUCCCACAGUGAACCCUCUGCUGUUUGGAGGAGCUAGGUCCAAAGCUGCUUGGCUAAAUUCAAUAAAAUUAAAGAGAUUCAAUAAAAAGCUUGGUGUUCGUGUACUUUUGUGUUUUCGAUUUAAUGCCGUCUUCAAAGUAAUUCUGCGAAAUUCAAAAUAGCCUUCAGAAAAAGAGAAAGAUAACUAAAUUUUGGAGGGUCAGAGACCAUUUUGCAUUUCGCGGAAAUUACUUUGAACACGGCAUAAGAAAACGCUUCUUUUUGGUUUUACAAAAAAUUGGUCUAAGUUUAGACCCUUAAGAAAAUUGUUUUUCCCUAUCGGUUUUUUGUCUAGGAGCCCUACAUUUUUUUUUUCAUUAGUCUGAUUUUCAGAAUCUUCCAAAAAUACUUUUUUUGACGGAUUUCAGAGUUUACGUGCACUUUUGUGAAGGAAUUUAGAUAAAUUUGAAAAAGAAGUAAAUGUUUUAUUUGUACAGACUGUACAUCUUCCUGGUGGUAAUUUUUUGUCAGAAAAAAAGAACCGAGAACUGAAAAAUGGACCAAAUAAGAGCUAAGGCUUUGAGAAUGACGAAUUGAUUGGGCGUACAGGCCGCACGAGUUCCGUAAAUUAAUCUGUCGGCGCCUCGUUUGUUCGUUUAUUCCUUCCUAUCACUUCCUUCCCUUUCCUCUCAAAACGAAGCUUUUCUACAUUCUUUGUAUUUCAAUGAUAUCUGAAAAAUUUCAAUAAUAAUCUCUCGUCAACAAAAGCUGUAAGUAAGAAAAGAUAAUUAUAUUUUCUGUCGCUCGGAGAUGGCGUGGAACCUGAAAGAAUCGACCUUAGAAAGGCCUGUUGACGCCUUAAGCCGCUCGCCGCGUUUGAGUCUUUCUAAAGGCUGAAAUCGAGCGGAUCAAGCGCCAAGUGUGGUCCACUUGACGGCCCACGUACGUCCUGCGGGCCAGAUCUCCGUUGUUUUGCGCUUAUCACUCGUUGAUCGUAUCGUUUCUUCUGUUUGGUCUUCUCUAGCUUCUGCUAUCUUUUCUUGAACAGUUCUAUCGGCUUUUAUAUUCCUAAUCAUCACGAGACGAAGAAAAUCUUAAAAGUUUGUGAGCCUAUCAAAAUACUUCCUUCAAACUUUUGGACUGUUUAACAUUUCUUAGUCUCAAUGUUUCCGUCUGAAUUCGUAUUUUCUAACUUGACCAAAUUACUAUCGAAGACAAGGCAAACCAUACGAGAUUGAGGAAUUGCGGAAUCCCGUCGACGGGGGCUGUAAACAGUUUGGGAAUGACGGCGGUGGUUGCUCAAUUUGCAUGGGCCGCCGCUCGACGAUCCGUCUUUCCAAGGAGUUUUAUUCAUCGCGAUCCGUCCCUUUCUGUUUCAUUUUUGUGUCCUUCGACUUGAGAUAAUUGCCCCUUUUGUCAGAGACGAUAAAAAAAUUUCAAAAGAAACUUUUUAUUUCGAGAGUUUUUUCCGAUUUCUUUUCUCAAUGUUUUUGUCUGCGCCUUUUCGAGCUAAAAAUAUUUCUUAUUACUCGAUUUUUUGUUAUUUAUAAAAAAAAUUCGAGAUUUUGAUUUAAUCACUGUUGAGUUCCAAAAGUUGAAACUUUUCAGAAUCAGUCCUACGAAGGUUUCUGAAUGAGAAGUGACGCGUUUACAAAUGGAGAAUGGAUUUUCAAGGAUCAUUAAUUCUCCCAGGCUACCGUCACAAACGUCUCUCCUUCUUCUUUUCCGCAUUUGUCACGUUUACCUUGAGCUUUUCCUCUUUUUUGGCUAUUUUUAUAUUUGCUUUUCUUCGGCUGCUGAUUUUUUGUCCACUAUAUAUUCGAAAUCUGUAUUGAAGCUUUUACGUUAAACGAGUAGUCUAUUUUCAGCACAAAUCUGCUCUUUUUCUAGUUUGGUUUUCACCUACGACAUUCGACACACUAUUUUUUUAUUAUUUCUCUUGAAUCUCAGUGGAAUUUCGUCGUCCAACUUUCACUCGAAUUUUGAAUUGGCUUUUUGUUUAGGAUCAAAUGGAAAAGUGAUUGGAAACUGGCCAAAAUGCCGCCGACGUCGUUGCUGGACCUGCUGGCCCUGCAACACGACGAGAGCACCGCUCACGCCCUUCUCGCCAACUUCUGGAAAAGCGUCAGUUCUCCUUUUUUUGCUAUGAAAAAGACUAAAACCGAUGGGAAACCUAAUAAUAAAUGAAAAAAUUUCGACUUUCAAGCCAUGUUAUAUUUUUCGUCGUUUAAUUUGGAAAAAAUCGUUUCUUCUCCUUUUAUUUUUUCAUUUUUUUUUUUGAACUUUUUUGUUAAGUAAUGUUGCACAAAAAGAAUGGGUCUUUUUUUUUGAGGUAUGAUUUUUUGAGUUUCUUAGAUAAUAUUCAAUAUCAUCCACAGGUCCGUCGAAGAUGCUGAAUUUCAAUAAAUUAAUUAAAUUAGUUCGCGUUUGACUUCAGUUUAGCAAAGUUUUGAAAAUUUUUCCUGUUCUUUAAUUAUACUUUUUGGUGUUCACCUGAGUGAGAAAAGCGAAACCCUUUCCAAUUCUUAGGCAAAAAAAGUAUAGAAUUUUUUUUAAGUUUCCACAUAAUUUUCUCAAGUAAUAACUUACACAAUUUUUUCGAAAAGAGCACUACAUUUACUGAAUGACUUUUCAUUCUUUAGUCGAGGCGGAGAUUCCAUUAGCGACAGGAAAAAUACGACGAAACUCUCAUUUUGGGUUGCGUCGCUCGAGGGAAAACGAUACAAAAAAGCGCGAGACACUUGUAACCCAGUUCAGAGGAUACCUCAAAAAAUGGAGAUUUUCAUCGAGCCCGCCUUUUGCUUGCUUUCUCCUGUAUUUGCGUAAUCGCUCAGCUUGAACAUGUCUGGAAUCGCGACUUCCUAUGAGGACACUUUCCUCAGUUUCUUCGCGGUAACUUUUGCUUCUCCUUCUGCCGAAGCAAUUUGGCUGAACGUUCACAUGAACAAUAUAAUAGAUUUUUCUUGGUUAAAGGUUAAAACGCCCUUUUUAAGGAGACGCUGUUAGACUCGAGCGUUGUGGAGACGCAUGUGGUGAACCAGCCAAUUCUCGCAGCGACUUUGCUCCUGCUACUCCUUUUCGCUUGCUUUCUUUUUGCCUUCUCGAUAAUAUUUGUCAGCUGUCGAAUGGUUGGGAGAUGUGGAGCUCAAAGAUAUCAGGUAAGAAUCUUCGAAGAAGUUCGAAAUCUUUGGCAGGCUCACCCAACGAGCGGGAAACACUACGCCUUCCAUUUGGGUCUUUUCUCCGUCUCCUGGCUUCUAAUGGCCGCCGCGUCUCUCUACUUCGUUAUGUCGGGAGCCUCUUUGUGGAACCGUACGGCAGCCUCGCCACGACUUCCCAAGUUAGCAGCCAACUUCUCAACUGACUCGCAUCCACUCACCAUAUCGAGGGUCUGUUUCUCGAAGAACAAUAAAAAUGGCAUUUUCGGCAGAGAUUCAAACGAGAAAGAAGUUCUGGGGGCGUCGGGCAGCUGUUCGACGACCCCGACUACCAUGGCGAUUUUGAGAACGUCGAGCCGCCGUCGUCGCCGACGUCGCCUACGACGCUCCGCAGCAUUCCAAUUGUCAGUUUUUCCUUUCGAAGGACGAACUUCUGGUUAGGGUCCGCGAGUUUUUUUUUAAAUUUUGCGAGGCGUUUCGUGAGUGCCACUUUGCGUCGUUCCAAAGGAAAAGAGAGUCAGUUUUCAACAACUCUGAAAUGGAGCGCCAAAAGGGCGCCAGUACUCUUUCUCUGACAUACUGCUUCGUGUUUUCUCGCAGCUAGAUAACGACGGAAUGGUGUAUGCCAGCGAAAGAGUUGGCGCUCCAUUUCAGAGAAAAAGCGAUUCAAAAAAGAUUAAGUAUGAAAGGAUAAAAAGUCAAGAUAUUUUGACGACGACCGAAAUACAUGAGGCGACAGAUUUGUUUGUUUUAUUUCGCGUGCCACUGAAGCGUCAUAACUCGGCUUAAACUCCUAAUUUUUUUUUGAACUCAACUAUACAUAAUUUAAUUUUUUCGAGAAAUGGCUCGUGGUGCCUAAGUAAAUUAUGAUUGAUGGAAAUAAUCAAACAAAAAAAAACGGGAAAAACGAAAAAAAAGUAUAUUGUUUCAUUCACUUAGGAGCUUACAAUUUUCGAGACGGUAAAAAAGAAUAAUUGAAGAGAAACUUGUUCGCAGUCAACUUGCGUGGCCGCUAAUUUAAUUAAUGAGUUCCACCAAAUUUCUACAACAGCUUUUCCAGAAAAGAUUGAAACCGUCAACGACAGCUCCUAGCAGUUCAACAACUCUGAAAGCUCAACCAAUAGAAAUUCCGGCAAGACCAAAGGCAGAAGUCGAAUUUUUGCAGUCAACCAACCGACAGAACUUAUGGGAAAUUGAAGAGGACCAAAUUUCACAAGAAAACAACGACGAAUCUGUGAAAAAAGUUGGAACGCAUUCUUAUCCGAUGAUUUUUUCAUUCAGCUGGGACGUCUGAAACCAGGAAAUGACGUUUCGAUACCACCUAGUCCAUCUUUCUUCCUCACAAAUGAAUGGCAACUGAGCGAUACAGCAAAGCAAAAAAAGGUUUAUUUUUCUAAGGGUUAUCUAUAAUAAUAUUUUAUUGAUAAGAAACUGCAUUCGCUGUCCACUUCCAGCUUCGUUCCGGCAAGCAAAGUCAAACAGCUGUCAAAGAUGAAGGAAAAAGCUGUUCUGGACGUUGAAGACGCCGACCUCAUCAUUUCUUCCAGCGACCCAUCUGUCGAUGUUUCGGAAAACAACGACUAUGAAGUCAGCUCUGUUGACGGAGAGCCGACGGUGGUGCCUGUCUCUAAAGCCGAAGAGUCUGCAGAAUACAACGAGAAGCUAGAUGAGAGCGACACUCCUUCUCCGCCAAUGCUGUUGCAAAGCCACGAGAUCGAAUACGACACGACGUCGAUAGAAGACGAGGCGACGUCUCCAGCAUCAACCACGGCAAUCAGUCCAACGACAACGACUUUCGCGGCCCCUAGAAGCACUAAAAAAAUCGCUCAAACAACAACAUUUCACACAACUACCGAAGUAAUCACAACCCAACCUGAAACCACCACUAGAGCUUUGGAAACUUCAACGACAGAAGCUUCCACGAAAACUUUCUCGACUUUCGUGACCACACUUACCACCUCAACAACACCAUCUGUCCCAGUCAAGAAACCUUCAACAAGCGAGAUGAUGUACAAUGAAACGUUGGCCAACGUUUCUUGGCAGAUUUUAGAACCAACAAUUCGGAUGGUCACCAAAAAAGUAGGAUGGAAUAGCCUUUUCUGUACGUCAAAGAUCUUUCAGAUGCAGGAAAACAAGCGGAUUUUCCCUUCAGAAGAAGUUGACGUGAUCGACAGCUCCUGGAAGUCAAUUCAAAGCGUUUGUCUGGAUGCUUCUAUCGCGAUUCCAUCCGAUUUUAGAAAUCAACCAAGAAUCAGUACCCUUUCCGCGAGCUGCACACUUCGGGAAUCGUCUGGAUAAGCCGUUUGGCGUUGAUUUUCACCAUUAUCCUCAUCUCAUUUGUCGUCCUUCCCUCCCUUUUCUUCGUCAUUUCCGGUAAGUUUUCAAAACUGUUAUUCCUGGUCUUCAUUUUAAUAUUUUGUCCUAUUAAUCCCACUUUGAAAACCUUCAAACUGAUAUCUGUUAUCUUAUCAAACUUCCUCCAAGUUGAAUCCCUGGUUUGUAAAGAAUCCAUUGUCGAUUUUAAAAAGAACAAUUAAUCGAUUAAUCGAAGGAACCAUCUGCUACGUCUACAGCUACCAUCCGAUGGAUAGGUCUACUCUAUCGGACAAGGUCCUCUUUUUCUCUGUUGCGCCUAUGAACUGAGACUUGAAGGUAGGGCAAGCUCUGGUAGUUUACUCGGUGGUUCUGCUCUUCUCGAUUCCUUGUCUUCUCGUCUACGCCUCCUUCGCUCUCGUCUACACCCACUGCCACGAGGCCUUGUGUCCUUCCGUUCAACUACAGGUAUUGAAACAACUCAGAAACCUCCAAAGCUGCCUUUCCAGUAUCAACACCAAAUGGGACUUGUAGAAAACAAUCAGCAGCAACUCAUUGAACGCAACGUCAUCAACCAGGAGCAAUGCCGGAAAUCCCUUGCUCCUGUCGAGGUAGAGCACAAGAUCCGCGGAUCUUUCAUCGAGAGCUCUUUUCAGGGCUUGUUGCUGUCCUCGUUGCUUUUCUGUCUGUCAGCCAUGCCAUGUGUUUUUGCGAUGCUCAAGCUUUGCAAGUACUAUUUGCGAAUGAAGACCGAGUACUACUGGGCCAUGGGCGACAACUACGGGAUAAACGCCAAAAAGUCUCGCGACGAUCCCACUUUCCGGAGAAACCAACUCGUUCAGUUGCCACCACCAACUUACAACGUUUGUUUAUGUUUUUGCCUCUUGGAAUCGAAUCAAACACUGAAUUAAAUAGGAAACGUAAUCAGGCAAGUAAUCAGUUUUCAGGAAAAUGGGAUUUACGGCUCCAACGUCUACAACGAAGAAGACAUUUACGGAGCCUACGCAGUUUACGGGCGAAUCUAG
This is a messenger RNA of Caenorhabditis auriculariae, 6724 nucleotides long. The record is from the annotation of a GenBank genome assembly. Lineage: Eukaryota; Metazoa; Nematoda; Chromadorea; Rhabditida; Rhabditidae.